GUAUUGAUGACGCGACGAAGAAAACAGGAAGUGAGCCGUCAGGGAGCCGGUCUGGGUCUCGUAGUCCAUUUUUCAGGCGGGGAAUGAAUGGGUUCUGAGCGAUCCCUGGUGAGGGGGGACUCGAGCUCUGAGGCGUGAGUAGCUGGGUAGGCAGAGUAUCAUGGAAGACGACGCCCCGGUGAUUUACGGGCUGGAAUUCCAGGCACGUGCUCUAACACCUCAAACUGCGGAAACAGAUGCCAUUCGCUUCUUGGUUGGGACGCAGUCUCUUAAAUAUGAUAAUCAGAUCCACAUCAUAGACUUUGAUGACGAAAAUAACAUUAUAAAUAAAAAUGUCCUCCUCCAUCAAGCGGGUGAGAUCUGGCACAUCAGUGCCAGCCCGGCAGAUAAAGGUGUGCUGGCCACCUGCUACAACAAAAGAAAGCAUGAAGCAGCUGGUCUCAGCUUCUGCCAGCAAGUGUGGGUGCUGUGGAGGCUGCAGCAUGCCUUCACUCAAUCAAGCUACAGACAGUCGAGUCCAGGCGUGUGCAGCUGUGUGGAGGAUGCCCAAGGAAUUAGAAUCCGGUAGCCACGAGUCCCCUGACGACCCUGCAAGCACUGCUCAGACCCUGGAGCUGCUCUGUCACCUUGACAACUCGGCCCAAGGCAACGUGGCCUGUGUCGUGUGGGAACCGAUGGGGGAUGGGAAGAAGGUCAUUUCCCUGGCCGAUAGCCACAUCCUGCUGUGGGACCUCCAGCCCAGCUCGAGCCAGGCUGUGAUCUUUCUUCUCUCCUUUGAACAAUACCCGUUCUACCAGCUGGCCAGCUCAGCAACACUGGAAGGAAGGGGACAGCUGAAGUUCACCGCGGGGCGGUGGAGCCCACACCACAACUGUACCCAGGUGGCCACAGCAAGUGACACGACCCUCCGAGGAUGGGACACACGGAGCAUGAGCCAGAUAUACUGCAUAGAGAACGCUCAUGGGCAGCUGGUGCGUGACCUAGACUUCAACCCCAACAAGCAGUAUUACCUCGCCAGCUGUGGAGAUGACUGCAAGGUGAAGUUCUGGGACACACGGAAUGUCACCGAGCCUGUGAAGACCCUGGAGGAGCACUCCCACUGGGUGUGGAGUGUGCGCUACAACCACUCUCACGACCAGCUGGUCCUCACUGGCAGCAGCGACAGCAGAGUCAUCCUGUCCAACAUGGUAUCUAUCUCCUCAGAGCCCUUUGGUCACCUGGUGGACGACGGUGACAUCAGUGAUCCAGAAGAGCACCAUGCUGAAAAGAGCAAGGAACCCCUGCAGGACAACGUUAUUGCCACCUAUGAGGAGCAUGAGGACAGCGUGUAUGCAGUGGACUGGGCCUCAGCUGACCCAUGGCUGUUUGCUUCCCUAAGUUACGACGGGAGACUGGUUAUCAACAGAGUUCCCAGGGCACUGAAGUACCACAUACUGCUCUAGUGGCCCAUGGCACUGCUGCUUGGUACUUGGCAAAUUCUCAGAAAUCUGCAGCUACGAGGUAAUUCCUUUCACAGACAGAUUCCCUCCUUGGGAGAACCAGCAUUGCUUCUACAGGAGCUCUGAGGGACAUGGCGCUUCUGCCAGCAGCUCAUCUGAUGCUGUCAGCACACUGCUCAGCAUGGGCGGGAGCUUUACUGGACACAGCUGUCCAUGUGUGAAUUGAUGGCUGCCCAGUCUCUGUUUGGUUUCUGGUUUCUGUUUAAAGGGUGUUGGAAGUUUAACUUUUCCCCAGUGUGUUUCCACCUUCCUGUUGUCAUGAGAUUGCAAACUGAAAUAAAGUCAGUGGGAUGCGCACAGCCUCCUCCUUUCAGGCUCCCUGCCCCACUGAGGAAGUCAUUA
Messenger RNA from Mus musculus (house mouse), 1841 nucleotides. RefSeq names its product EARP complex and GARP complex interacting protein 1 (gene Eipr1). The coding region runs from base 333 to 1442 and encodes 369 amino acids. Gene Ontology annotation, biological process: endocytic recycling; regulation of transport; positive regulation of retrograde transport, endosome to Golgi. The record is from RefSeq and is a predicted model, not a curated record. The transcript is spliced from 10 exons. Gene Ontology annotation, cellular component: trans-Golgi network; nucleoplasm; nucleolus. Lineage: Eukaryota; Metazoa; Chordata; Mammalia; Rodentia; Muridae.